AUGGCCGGCGCAACGAGACCCUCAGGCUAUGGUGCCUUUGUAUUGCAGAACGCGACUCAAAUUGGAAGUUUGGAAAGCGGGUUUAGGACGCUCACUUAUGUCUUGCCAGGCCGUUUCCCUAACUCUGAUUUGGUCGCAGAAGCCAUCGGAGCAUCUGUGAACAUUGCCGCCUUAUACCAUGACACGAUCCUAGUGCCUGUUGCUAGACGACAACCUGGAUCUACUCAAUCACCAUUCAACCGGUACACAUCCGCCGUGUUGAAAUCCUCCACUGCUUAUCAGAGGGUCGCAUAUGCGUUGACCUUCAUGGGCUUUGUCGACAAUCUGUUAGAGCAAGGCUUGACGCGUCGAUUUGGGAAAGAAAUCAAGUGGCCAUUCGUCACCACUUAUGAAAUCAUCAAACUCAUUUUACGAUUAUCGUUAUUCCGAAUGUCACGAGCACGGAUGAUUCCGCAUUCAGCUGUCGAGGAACGUGAAUAUGAUCCCUCAAAGCUCAACCCAGAAAGCGCUGAGGCUGCCAACGAUGCUGCUGCUGCAACAGCAUCUAGUCCCACAGGAACAGGAUUUGUCGGCUCGCGGUCUGGCAAAUCGUUCAACUCAGUCGAAACUGUAGGAAAAGACCCACAGACGGUACAGACCUACUUGAACAACAAGGCUCUGUCAGAUCCUGUCAAGAAAUCAACAGAUUUGCUCCAGUCUUUGGAUACAUUACGAACAGUUGCUGAAUUGGCAUUCAUAUUGAGGCCUAUUGUUUAUGUUCUUAUGAUUCAGCGCUAUGGAGCCAAAUCGUGGAAGCCAUGGACAACCUCUCUCGCAAUGGAAGUUGGGUCUCUAGCCAUACAGACCAAUCCAUUGCAGUUGGGAUGGAGGAGUGACUUGACUCAGUUGGAGAAGGAUGAGUACCAGAAACGAAUCAUCUUCCUGGUUUACUACAUUCUCCGUGGACCCUUCUUUUCUGAGUACACAGUGCCACGAUUACAGCGCUUUAUUGACUGGGGAUCCCAAAAGAUGAUUGUUUCUAUUGUGACAGGCGUCGUAAAAGACAUGAUUCCCAUGUGGGAGAAUGUAUAUUAUAUCACUGCUGCGUAUUGA
This is a messenger RNA of Synchytrium microbalum, 1092 nucleotides long. RefSeq lists its product as uncharacterized. NCBI's taxonomy places the organism in Eukaryota, Fungi, Chytridiomycota, Chytridiomycetes, Synchytriales, Synchytriaceae. Bases 1 to 1092 code for a protein of 363 amino acids. Gene Ontology annotation, biological process: peroxisome organization. The record is from RefSeq and is a predicted model, not a curated record. The transcript has 7 exons. Gene Ontology annotation, cellular component: peroxisomal membrane.